GCCUCCGCUUAUUUUCUCCCUGUGCUUCCGCCACUGAAAAGCUCCGAUCUUUACCAACAAUGGCUGAACAGACGGAGAAGGCGUUUUUGAAGCAACCCAAGGUGUUUCUAUGUUCGAAGAAAAGUGGGAAAGGGAAGAGGCCUGGGAAGGGUGGAAACAGAUUCUGGAAGAGUGUUGGUCUUGGGUUUAAGACUCCAAGAGAAGCUAUUGAAGGAACUUACAUUGACAAGAAGUGCCCUUUCACUGGCGAUGUCUCCAUUAGAGGUCGUAUUCUUUCCGGAACAUGCCACAGUGCGAAAAUGGUGAAAACCAUUAUCGUUCGUAGGGACUACUUCCAUUAUGUGAAGAAAUACCAAAGAUAUGAGAAGAGGCACUCGAACACCCCAGCUCACAUUUCUCCAUGUUUUCGUGUGAAAGAAGGUGACCGAGUCACAAUUGGACAGUGCAGACCGUUGUCAAAGACUGUGAGGUUCAAUGUGUUGAAGGUGACUCCAGCUGGAUCUUCUGGAAGUACUGGGAAGAAGGCAUUUGCAGGCUUCUAAGGAAAAAGCUUUAUCUUGAAUUUGAUUUCCUGGUUAUGUAGUGAUACUUGGUUUUUUUUUUAAGAGUUUGGUUUAAAUGUUUCGGUAGAUGUAUUUUUUUACUUUGAUGUUCGCAAUUAUGGUAUGAUUGUAAACAUUAAAAAUCAAAUUUUGAUUUGGCACUAGUUCUUGUUUUGGAUAUUUGUUCG
Molecule: messenger RNA, 730 nt
Organism: Lactuca virosa
Lineage: Eukaryota; Viridiplantae; Streptophyta; Magnoliopsida; Asterales; Asteraceae
Source: the annotation of a GenBank genome assembly